GAAAUUGAACGGGAAAUAGAAAUGAGAAAAAUAAAUAAAUAAAUAACAUUUCUCAAUUAUAAGUGGUUGAUUUGUCUAUGAUACACUCAUAAUUAUUUUACCAAUUAUAAAAUGAUAUAUGUGGUACGUAGUGGGCACUACUUCCAUUUCCUGGUUUCCAUCAAUAAUAUUGCAAGUGACCGCGGGGAAAGGGAGUAUGCACUAGCUAGCUUCAAACAUCCAUAAUAUUUUGCUGGGAACAAAGAUUGAGGAACCUCGAGGUAGACUGGAACUUCGUUAUCGGAACCAAAAACCAAAUUCAAAGAGUGGUGGAACCAGCAAGUAGUUGCAUUCUUAUCUUAAACAGCUUUAGGAGGCAAAAACUGAGAAGAAAUUACAAAUCCAACAUAUGCAUGGCUGUGAACGAAGAACGAGAUAGUGUUAGAAUUGAUAUCGAGCGCUUGGAGUCUUCAAUAAAAGAUAUGAUGUCCCAUGAUUCGCUCACUUCGCCUAAGUGUUGCAUCUUCAAAACCCCUGCCAUUCUCUACAGGCAUAAUGAAAAAGCUUUUAUCCCCAAUGCAUUUUCUAUUGGGCCUCUUCAUCAUGGCUGUCCAAACUUGAAAGCCACAGAAAAAAUUAAAGCCAAAUAUUUGCAAGGCCUUAUCUCUCGAUCAGGCUCUCUGGAUACAAUCCUAAAAACUCUCAUCAGUUCUAUCAUGGAGGUGGAGAAAGACGCUCGUGAGUGUUAUGCUGAUGCAAUUGAUUACAGUCCGGAAGAACUUGUGAAAAUUUUGGUAAUUGACGGUUGCUUUCUGAUUGAGUUGUUCCUAAAGAAAACUUAUUUGUCACUUAGAGAGGAACAUGACCCUAUUUUCAGCAAGUCAUAUAUGAGACAAUUUCUAAGCCAUGACUUAAUAUUGCUAGAAAACCAAUUACCUUGGAUGGUACUUGAGAUUUUGUUCGACUUGACAAAGGAUUCUUACGACGAAAAUCCCCUAAUUAUACUUGCCAUGAAUUUCUUUGAUGACACCUAUUUAUCAUAUAGAAUGCCUCCCUCGAAUCAGGUUAUCAACAUCGAAGACAUCGAGCAUUUUGUUGAUCUGUUCAGGAAAUUAUCAACUUUAUCAAGCACUGAUUCCCAUCCGGUUCAAAGUAUCAAUUUCGAAUGCAUCAAGCAUUUCGUUGAUCUGUUCAGGAAGUUGUCAACUUUAUCAAGUACUCUGUUUAGGAAAGUGAAAACUUCAUCAAAUAUUCUGCUAGGGAUAUCAACUAUUGAAGAAAGUCAGGAAACACCAUGUGGAUGGGAAUUCGUGCCUUCUGCUACCAGCCUCGUGGAGAGUGGGGUCAAAUUCAAAAGGAGUACGUCCCAAAGCAUAUUGGAUGUAAAAUUUAAUGAUGGCGUUCUUGAAAUUCCUCCAUUUCAAAUUCACGAAGUAACAGAAACAGUGUUUCGAAAUCUCAUAAGCUAUGAACAAUGUCACAGCUACCGUUGUGAUAGGAUCACUUCCUAUGCCAUACUUCUAGCCAGCCUCAUUAAUACUGCCAAGGAUGUGGAUAUUCUGUGUGAUAAUAAGAUAAUUGAUAACUGGUUAAAUCCUGACGAUGCGGCCCAGCUCUUCAACAAGCUUUACCUUGACGCUUAUGUGUACUACCGCUACACAGACCUUAGCAGGCAAGUGAAUAGUUUUUGCCAACGUAGAUGGCCUAGAUGGCGCAGAGCGCUUGUGCGAAAUUAUUUCAACACUCCAUGGGCUAUUCUUUCCACAUUGGCCGCUGUUAUCCUUUUGAUCCUCACCUUGGUACAAACUGUAUACGCCGUGAAAAAAUAAUAUUACUUACUAUCCUUAUAAAAAAAACUUGUUCUAUGAUUGGUCUCUCUAUAAUGUCCUUUCCAAUGUCAAUUAUGAAAAGAAAUUAAGGGCCAUUGUUUGCUUUGGUGUAUGUGUAAGAAGAGUAAUUUUAGAGUCUUUCUUGUGUA
Molecule: messenger RNA, 1957 nt
Organism: Alnus glutinosa
Lineage: Eukaryota; Viridiplantae; Streptophyta; Magnoliopsida; Fagales; Betulaceae
Product: UPF0481 protein At3g47200-like
Exons: 3
Coding region: 393-1808 (471 amino acids)
Source: RefSeq, a predicted model, not a curated record